This is a messenger RNA of Thecamonas trahens ATCC 50062, 4281 nucleotides long. Its product is annotated as cortexillin-1. Gene Ontology annotation, molecular function: actin filament binding. The record is from RefSeq and is a predicted model, not a curated record. The transcript is spliced from 2 exons. The coding region runs from base 154 to 4281 and encodes 1375 amino acids. Lineage: Eukaryota; Apusomonadida; Apusomonadidae. Gene Ontology annotation, cellular component: cortical actin cytoskeleton; cell projection; cell junction. Gene Ontology annotation, biological process: actin cytoskeleton organization.
CAGGAGGGAGAGAGAGUGGGACGGUCACAAGCAAGGCUAGCGGCAUCACCCAUCUCGUGCAAGAGAGGAGAGAGAGAGAGAGAGAGUGGAGGAGAGAGAGAAAGAUUGACGAAACAGAGUAGCAAGGGAAAGGGGGUGGUGAAGGAAGGCGUCAUGUCGGACAUGGCUGUUCAGUAUGAGCGUCUGCAGGCAGCCACUUUCACGGCUUGGAUCAACUCGCGACUUGCUGGACUGGACAUACAACUGGAGUCUUUGAGCAAACUAGGUGAUGGCAUUACCCUCAUCAAGCUCAUUGAAGUCCUCUCAGACUCAAAGGUCAAUGAUGGCAAGUACUCAAAGAAGCCAAGAAUGCGAGUUCAAAUCGUUGAUAAUCUCUCACUCGCUCUCGCGCACACCGCAUCCUUUGGCGUCAAUGUCACUGCUCGUCCGGCAAACUUUAUCGAUGGGGACAUCAAGAUGAUCCUUGGCUUUGUCUGGUCUCUCAUUUGCUCCUUCCAGAUCAACUCGGUCCAUUUAGAGCUGGUCGACGACGACGACGACUACGAGUUUGACGAGUCUGUCGACGCAGGGGACGUUUCGCGUCUUGAAGGCGACGGCUCUGGCCAGCUCGGCUCCGGCGAUGCAGGUGCUGCCGCUGGCGGGGCGAGUCCGCGCAUCGACUCGCCGGCCGGCCGAAGCCGCACGCCAGAUCGGCUGGGCACGCCGUCGCCGCGCCCUCGGCGCAACUCGGCUGCCAAGGUCUCGUCGGCGUCAGUGGCGUCGGACCUGCUCGAGUGGGUCAAGGCGACCGUCAAGGACUACGCGCUGAGCGUGACCAAUCUGACGAGCUCGUUUUCUGACGGCAAGGUUUUUUGCGCCCUCUGCGAGGUGUUGGAACCAUCGGCGUUGACCUUUGCCGACGUGCCGGCCGAGCCGGCCGCCCGGCUCGAGCUCGCCUUUGCAGUCGCUGAGUCUAGCUUUGAUAUCCCUCGUCUGCUUGUGGCCGAAGCUGUCACCGCCAUGCCUGACAAGUACUCGAUCAUGACGUAUCUCUCGUACUUUCGCACAUAUCAGGUCUCGUCGUCCAAGGCAUCAGCCAAGGCCGAGGCCUCGACUCGGGCGCUGCAGGAAGCCCAGAGCAAGCUGAAGAACACCGCUGACUCGGUUGCCUCGCUCAAAGUCUCUGUUACCGAGCAGGCUGCCGAGCUGUCGACGGUUCAGGCCGAGCUUGCCGCAGCCAACGAUACCAUUUCCAAGCUCAGCACCAAGUCGAGCCAUCUCGACGAGCUGUUGAAGGCGCAGACAUCCGCGAGGGAGGCUGCUGAGGCCGCUGAGGCCGCGGCUGCCGCUCAGGCCGCCGACCUGGCGCGCCAGCUCGAGUCGGCAGCGCAGGCCCCGCCGCCACACCCGCCUUCGCCGCCGCCGACCUGUACCGUCGCCACCCAGACUGGGCCGUUUGACGAGCUAGACUUGCUCCACGCAGCGCUUGCGGCGCAAGCGGCCGAGUUUGAGGCCAAGCUUGCGGCCCAGGCCGCGGCUCAUGUUGCCGAGUUGGAGGCUGCUCGCCGCGAGCAGCUUGACCGUGAGAAAGAGGCCACUGCUCGCGACGCCGCCCAUGCGUCCGAGCUCGCUGCGGCCAAGGCCGAAGCGGAAGCACAGGCCAAGGCGCAGGCUGAGGCCCACGCAUCCGAGCUUGCCGCCGUGGCGUCAGCUGUCGAGCACGCCAGCAGCCACGAGGCCGAGCUGGCAGCUACGGCAGCCAACUCGGCGGCGCACGAGGCCCAGCUCGAAGCGCAACUCGCGGCGGUCACGGCCGAGGCGGAGGCGCGGGCGGCCGAGCUGACUGCGGCGGCCGAGACGGCGGCAGCCCGCGAGGCCGAGCUCACCGCAAGCGCGGCCGCUCGGCAGGCGGAGCUUGAGGCAAAGCUUGCCGCGGCGGCAGACGAGGCCAAGGCUCGCGAGGCCGAGCUUGGAGAAACCAAGGCUUCGCUUGCGGAGCAUGUCGAGGCUCUGACGCUUGUGCGAACCAAGUUUGAGAAUGAGCGGACUAAGCGGAAAGCACUCAAGGAGCUGUCGAUUGCGCUGACUUCGGAGCGGGACGACCUCAAUGCCGAGCUCGCCAAGCUGAUGUCGUCGCUGGAGGCGUCCGGCGAGUCGAUGGACGAGCUGCGUGGUGCUGCGGUCCACAAGCUUGAGUCGGCCAAGAAGAAGGCUGCGGCGUACAAGGAGGCGCUGGUGGCGGAGCGCGAAAAGAGCGAGGCCAUCACCGCCAAGGCGCUCAAGCUCAAGUCGACCAACUCGGCGCUCAAGGACGAGCUGCGUCAGUGCAUGGCGUUUAAGGACGCUCUCAUUGCGUCCAAGGCCAAGGGCAAGGUUUACAAGGCCAAGGUGGCUGAGCUCAAGGGCCAGCUUGAGGAUGCGGUCGGGAGGCUGCUGAAGGAGAAGACCAAGCGCAAGGCGGCCGAGGCUAGCCUGGUCACCGCGCAGUCGUCGCCGUCGUCAGCUCCCGCUAACGCGGGUCCAUCGCACGCGCCGUCAAUGUCGCCGGCCGACGUUCACAACAUCCAUGCGCUCGAGACAAGCCUUAUCGGCGCCAUCUCGUCCGAACUCGACAAGCAGCGCGAGCAAGUCCGUCGGCGAAUGCAGGCUGCCAAGGCGCGCAAAGCCGAAGCCCGCACCCGUGCUACCGCCGGUGGCAGUCCCGACCACGAGCUGGCACCUGAGGAUACACCCGACGCUCCGGCUGCGUCCAGCCCAUCCGAGCCCGCGCCUGCGGCACGCCAGGCCCAGGCCCAGGCCAAGCCAAAGCCAAAGCCAAAGAUGCCGAUGUCGGUCUCGUCGGUCGAAGACCCGGUGUGCGGCGCAGUGGGGACCGAGCUGGAGAAGCAGCGGCAGAUGAUGGCUGCCCGCAUCGCAGCGCUCAAGGCGCGCAAGGCCAAAAUCAAGGCCGGAGAGAUUCCGCGGACGCCACGGACGCCGCCGCGGGAGGCAGCGGGCGGAGCAGGCGGCUCCGGCUUGAACACCAGCUCUGAGACAGAGACGCCGCGGGCGGGGGCAAAGGACAAAGCAAUGAUUUCGGCGCUGCAAAAGAAGCUGGUCUCUGUCAAGAAGAAGAACAAGGCACUGGCGAGCAAGCUGACGUCGGUCAAGAAGGCGCGCAAGACCGAAAAGGUCAAGGACGGCAUGGGCGACACGUUCUCUAUGGAAGCGAGUCUUGUAGCAGCUGUUGGCUCUGAGAUGGACAAGCAACGCGAGCGGACGCUGGCGAUGCUCAAAGCAGCCAAGGCGCGCAAGGCCGCAAACCGGUCGCGGUCGACGGUCGCUGGCUCGGAAAGUGCUGCCGCCACUGGCCGCGAGAAGCAGUCCGGGACCUCAGGCGCGGCUUCGCGGAGCACGAAGAGUUCCAACGGGUCGGUGGGCAGUGGCGAACGGUCUGCCUUUGAUCACCUUAACGUGCAAAAGACCGAGGACUCUGUUCGCGGCGCGGUCGGUGCCGAGUUGGACAAGCAGCGGCUGAUGAUGAAGGCCAUCAUGGCCAAGAAGAAGGCGGCCAAGGUGGCCAAGCGUGAGGCGGCAGCAGUGGCCCGCCGUCGCGGCUCGGUGGCGGAUUUGCGGGCAUCAGCUUCGGCUGCCGACUUUGGCGCCAGCGACUCGCUCUCCAUCCCAUCGUCGGUCAUGCUCACGCCGGUCUCAUCGCGGCCGUCGACGCCUUGCGGUGGGCGGCGAGGCUCGCUUUCGGUUGCGGACCUCGCAUCGUCACCGGGAGGCAACGAGGAGGCGAGCCGGCUGAAGAAGGAGCUCAAGCUCUCGCGCAAGAAGCUCAAGGCCGUAUCGGUCAAGCUCUCCGAUGUCAAGGGCAAGAACAAGAAGCUGGUCGAGCGGCUGGAGACGCUCAAGAAGCGGGACAAGAGCUCCAAGCUCAAGGCCGGCAUGGGUGAGUCGGUCUUCUCUGCUGAAACCACACUCACGACUGCCGUCUCGUCCGAGCUUGACAAGCAGCGCAAGCGGAUGGCGCUCGCGCUGGCCGCGGCGCGGAAGCGCAAGGCGGCGCGCAAGGCUGGUGGAGCUGGAAGCGCGGGCGCAAGUAGCGAGAUCAAGUCGCAGGGCUCGCGGGCAAAUGACGCAGCGCCACGAACAGCCACAGCAGCUGCGCCGGCCUCGUCACGGCCUGCAGCAUCGGAAGCGAACGCCACAGUGCUCGCUUCUGCGGUGGCGACCGAGCUCGACAAGCAGCGUCAGUUUGUGUCGGCGCAGCUGGCGCGGGCCAAGGCGCGACGGGCAGCAAAGCGGGCCAAGGCAUAA